This is a messenger RNA of Dujonia railenensis, 1293 nucleotides long. The record is from the annotation of a GenBank genome assembly. NCBI's taxonomy places the organism in Eukaryota, Fungi, Ascomycota, Pichiomycetes, Serinales, Debaryomycetaceae.
AUGCCUGUUACUGAAUACCAUGGCGAAGAUGCACCAAAAGCGCCAUUAAUACACUCUACAGAGAACCCGGAACCCCCACCUUCUGUACCAGAAUCAAUUUCGACUGCAGUACAUAUGAAAGAAAAGUUGGAAAAGUGCACCUCCUCUGGAUCCGACGAGUUUAUCUUCACACCUACAAACUAUAGUGAUUUUGAAACGGAGCAGCUGCAGUCAACCUCGCCCUUUCAAAACGAUAAAGACAAGUUGUUUAACACUAUCGUAGAACAUCAGCAGCAACAGAAAAAUAAACAAGAACUCGAGGAUAAAGAAAAGCAGGAGAAUCUAGAAGAUCAUGACCCUGCUAUGUCUGAUAGCAAGUCGUCCCUCAACCCGCCCUGGCUCCGCGGAUCAGGGUCUAGUGGCCCCGGACUCAGAAUAAAUAAGAUCCCCUCGAAGGGCCUUAAUCACUUGGACAAGCAUAUUCCACCUGAUUCAUGGCGCAGGACUUCAACUAUCCCCAGGUUUUCCAACUCGUACCUUAAGCCCAAUGCCAAGUUUGUGGGUGAGCAAUUGUCUGAUCUGUCAAGAUAUUACAUCGAGGUUCAGUUCAAGACUGUAGACAUGGUCAACUCUUUGGUUACUGGAUUUCUUGAGAUAACUGGACUCACUCCAGCUCCUACGAACAUCACGACGUAUUUCAAAGGAGAAAUUAUAAACAACCCCUUGAACAAAUAUGAUUGGAAAUCUCCGGAAAACUCAUUGACCGACGAUACCAUCCAAAAAUUUUCGUUUGCAACUGAGAACAGACAGUGGGAGUCGUCCAUAAAGAACGAUUUUGACCACUGGGAAAUCUUGACUCAAAUGAGGGACUCAGCUGAUUGCCAGAUUAGGAACAAAUUGAACCAAAUACAGUCGCAACACCACAGGGUAACCGGGAACAGCAGUAACAGUGACCAGUUCAUAUAUAUGAGGUGGAAGGAGGAGUUUUUGGUACCCGACUCGAGGGUAGAAAAGAUUUUCGGAGCUUCGUACGAUGGCUUUUACUUCAUUGUUUUGAACAUUGGUGAUGGAAUCAGUGGUAAUGGCGGCGGCAGUUUUAGCACCGGAGCCAGUAACAGUAAACCUUCGCCUGGGCCAGCCAACCUGCUGCACCAAUACCACCAUGAGAGCAAGGGUGGAGACUCCAAGAACAGCUUGGGAGCACCAGGGUCUAUUAGCGGGUUGUACUAUCACAAGAGCUUUGAGAUGUUUCAGUCGCUCAGUCUUGGCUUUGUAAAUGACCACGGAACUAGAAGUAACUUUGAGUUCUGCUAA